UCAUGGGUCAGGAGGGGGGCCGCAUGGUGAGUUAGAGUGAACCAUAAGAGUCUGAUAGCAUUAGAGCUAGGCAUGAAGUAGAGCAGCUGUCAUUUGUGAUAUCUCUGCACUUAUCCAGUUGGUCUAUCAGGGAAAAGAAAGGACAGAUCUGCAAAACCCAAUAAUCCUGAAGACACCAAUUACAAGUUUGAAUGUCUGAAGCAAGGACCUCGAACGCAGGAUUACUUGUCUCCGUGUGCCUCCUGAAGAACUAUGGGUAUGCAGUAUGCUCAGAGAGCAUCCCUGGCUCUCACGCUCAAUUACGUGGCGUUCGCCUUGGCCGUUUCGGCCGUCACCACUAGCUACUGGUGUGAGGGGACCAGGAAGGUGGCAAAGCCUUUCUGCAUGGGGCCGGUGAAAGUCAAGCAGACGUACUGCAUCCGCUUUAACAGCUCUAACAUCAAUGACACACGGCUGGUGCAGUACAUCUACGAGACCGGAGAGGAGAAGUUCCUCAUGAGGAAGUUCCAUGCAGGGAUCUGGUUCUCCUGCGAACAAAGCGUGGACUUAAUAGGAUUUAACUGUAGGAGCUUUUUAGAGAUCACACCAGAUCAUGAAAGAGGAGUGCUCUGGCUGUGUAUUGUGGCUGAGUGUCUGUACAUUGUUCUGCUGUUCACCGGUGGAGCUCUGAUGGUGAUAGAGAUGUGUCCAUGCUUUAACUUGAUAAACAGACUCAAGGUCAAUGCCUUUGCAGCUCUGUGCACUGCUCUCUCAGGCCUUUUUGGGAUGGUUGCACAUAUGAUGUUCACCACAGCAUUCCAGCUGGCCGUCCAGAUGGGUCCAGAAGACUGGAGACCUAAGACUUGGGACUACAGCUGGUCCUAUCUUCUGGCGUGGGGCUCAUUUGGCACCUGCAUGGGCUCGGCGGUCACAGUUCUAAACCAUUACACCAAAACCAUCAUUGAGUUUAAGUUCAAGAGGAGGACCAUUGAGAAGAAACUGCGCAUCAAGCAGAAGAUCCUGGAGCUGGACAUGCCGGAGGACUUGUGGUACAUCACUUCAUUACAGGAGCAAGCAGACCAACACACAGCCCUGUACGUGAAUGGCAACGAACAAUCCUGCUUCAACCCCACAAUACUAGACAACUGGGACAGAGAAUACUGCUGAAAAUUCAUGGCAAAAACACAGACAUUUCUUUGUGCAUUUAUAUCACACCUCAUAGGGCUUUGAUCAACAGAGCAGGAUAUGAACUGAACUAAAUUAUUAAGCAGUGCUGCUUCUGUGCUAUUGUGAACCUUCUUCAUAUGCUGAUGAUUGACGUUUAAAGGAAGCUUCGGCAUUUAAAAAUAAGUCUGACAUUUCUUAAAACAAAACAGCUUUGAAAAAAUCUUGAAUUUGUACUUCUUUUUACAAAAAAAUAAAUAAAAAAUGGCUGGUGGUGAAUUGUUCAAGCCGUCCCACAGUGAGGUAAGGACGCCAUCUUCUGGACCAACAUUUCAGUGCCAAGGCUGCUUCAAACACGCUCCAGUGCCACAUUUAUUACAGACUUGUGUCAAUGCCAACCAUCUUGUAGAUGCACUUGUUGUAGGAUGAGUAAUGGCUCAGUCUCUUAUGGGUGUAAGCGUGGGUUUCUGGAUUAGUUCUGCCUUUGGUGGAAGCAAAUCAAGUCAAUUUUACCCAAUGUGUGAUUCAAGCAUACAGCGUUUCUUAUUAAAAGAUUAAAAGAAUAAUCAACCUGACAGUGGUCAUAAUUAAUUAACACUGACAUAGACACAGUAAAGCACGGUACACUGAGUGCACCUUAACUAAAAUGUGACUGUCAAAAAAAUCUGCAAAAUCAACAUAAAUCUCACUAU
Molecule: messenger RNA, 1835 nt
Organism: Carassius auratus (goldfish)
Lineage: Eukaryota; Metazoa; Chordata; Actinopteri; Cypriniformes; Cyprinidae
Product: germ cell-specific gene 1-like protein
Exons: 5
Coding region: 253-1146 (297 amino acids)
Cellular component (GO): plasma membrane
Source: RefSeq, a predicted model, not a curated record